Molecule: messenger RNA, 632 nt
Organism: Ceraceosorus guamensis
Lineage: Eukaryota; Fungi; Basidiomycota; Exobasidiomycetes; Ceraceosorales; Ceraceosoraceae
Exons: 1
Coding region: 133-474 (113 amino acids)
Source: RefSeq, a predicted model, not a curated record
AUAGCAGCGUGAGCGUGAAUGCCGUGCCGUGCCGAGGCAAGUGUGUGUGGAAGAGGUGGGGUCUUGGUACGUUGAGCGAGCUUGACUUGACUAGACGCGGGACUGUGAGGAGGCAAUGCUUGCCCUUGCGUUAUGCUUGCCCUUGCGUUGCCCCAAGUUGUGCAAACGCUUGGGAAAGCCAUUUGCGGAUGCGACUGCGGGAUGCUUGCUUGCGUAGGGGCAUUCUUGAGCACGUACAGCAAAGCAGCUGGCUAUGCGCGUUCGCAUCCAACUCGUGCUCUGGCUGGCUGGCUGGCUGGCUGGUGCUUUGCUGUGCUUUGCUGUGCGCUGCGCUCGGCGCGUUGGACGCCGAAAAGGGACUUACUUGGACUUGGGCAGGCCUUGAAAGAUGUUCGGAGCGGGUUAGAUGGAGCGACGUUAACCAUGCACCCGUCCGCACACACAUUGUAUGAUUCGGGUUCAAGUUUCUCUUGAUCACGGGAGACCUUUCCCGCUCACAAAUUUCUCGUCGAGAAGGAGGAACUCCGCACGGCGCGGCCGAUUUGCCGGAUGUGCUGUGGAGCUUUUGAAGGUGCACGGCGAACACGCGCACGGACCCUUUGCAUGGAGCCGCGGACCGGGGGGGUUUCGUG